CCUCUCAAUGUCUCUGUCCGCUGCAUCUCCCUGCUCCCAGACUUUCUUCCCCUGAAGUGUGAUGCCUGCGAGCAGAUCUUCUGCACCGACCACAUCGCUUACGCCCAGCAUGACUGCACCUCUGCCUACAAGAAGGAUGUGCAGGUCCCCGUGUGUCCUCUCUGCAACACCCCAGUCCCGGUGAGGCGGGGGGAGAUGCCUGAUGUGGUGGUGGGUGAGCACAUUGACCGUGACUGCAAGUCCGACCCCGCACAGCGCAAACGCAAGAUAUUCACCAACAAGUGUUUGAAGCCUGGCUGCAAGCAGAAGGAGAUGAUGAAGGUGAUCUGUGACCAGUGCCACAAGAACUACUGCCUCAAGCACCGGCACCCCCUGGACCACGACUGCAGCGCAGCAGGGCGUCCCCUCUCCAAAGCAGGGCACGCUGCAGUUGCGAGAGCCCAGGCAUCCUCCGCCAAAACAGCAGCCACAUCGAGCGGUGGAGCUGCCCGGCCAGCAGACAGUCCCUCUUCUCCAGCCUCUGCCAGAGGAGGCAGAGCAGCUGUGUCGCAGCCUCGCAGCACCUCCCCUCCAGCUGUCGUGCUGCAGAAUGGGCUGAGCGAGGAAGAGGCCCUGCAGAGAGCUCUGGAGAUGUCCCUGGCAGAGUCAGCACCCAGCUCAGCCCUUCCACCCAGCAGCUUGCAGGAGGAGGAGGAUCUGGCACUGGCCCAGGCGCUGUCAGCGAGCGAAGCAGAGUACCAGCAGUCGCAGAGGCAGGCACACAGUUCAAAGCCAUCCAACUGCAGCAUGUCGUAG
Molecule: messenger RNA, 795 nt
Organism: Mesitornis unicolor (brown roatelo)
Lineage: Eukaryota; Metazoa; Chordata; Aves; Mesitornithiformes; Mesitornithidae
Gene: ZFAND2B
Product: zinc finger, AN1-type domain 2B
Exons: 8
Biological process (GO): proteasome-mediated ubiquitin-dependent protein catabolic process; protein targeting to ER
Cellular component (GO): endoplasmic reticulum; cytoplasm
Molecular function (GO): zinc ion binding
Source: RefSeq, a predicted model, not a curated record